Molecule: messenger RNA, 2367 nt
Organism: Mya arenaria
Lineage: Eukaryota; Metazoa; Mollusca; Bivalvia; Myida; Myidae
Product: serine/arginine repetitive matrix protein 2-like
Exons: 3
Coding region: 1-2367 (788 amino acids)
Source: RefSeq, a predicted model, not a curated record
AUGAGAUGCAUAUCACCGCCAGUCAACAGACGCUCAACGAGACGCACAUCACCACCAGUCAACAGACGUUCAAUGAGACGCACAUCACCACCAGUCAACAGACGCUCAACGAGACGCACAUCCAGUCAACAUACUCUCAACGAGACGCACAUCACCGCCAGUCAACAGACGCUCAACGAGGCACACAGCACCGCCAGUCAACAGACGCUUAACGAGACGCACAUCACCGCCAGUCAAAAAUCACCGCCAGUCAACAUACUCUCACCGAAACGCACAUCACUACCAGUCAACAUACACUCAACGAGACGCACAUCACCGCCAGUCAACAGACGCUCAACGAGACGCACAUCACCACCAGUCAACAGACGCCCAACGAGACGCACAGCACCACCAGUCAACAGACGCUCAACGAGACGCACAUCACCACCAGUCUACAGACGUUCAACGAGACGCACAUUACCGCCAGUCAACAUACUCUCAACGAGACGCACAUCACCGCCAGUCAACAGACGCUCAACGAGACGCACAUCACCACCAGUCAACAGACGCUCAACGAGACGCACAGCACCACCAACUCACAUCACCGCCAGUCAACAGACGCUCAACGAGACGCACAUCACCGCCAGUCAACAGACGCCCAACGAGACGCACACCACCGCCAGUCAACAGACGCUCAACGAGGCACACAGCACCGCCAGUCAAGAGACGCUCAACGAGACGCACAUCACCGCCAGUCAACAUACGCUCAACGAGACACACAUCACCGCCAGUCAACAUAGGUUCAACGAGACGCACACCACCACCAGUCAACAGACGCUCAACGAGACGCACAUCACCACCAGUCAACAGACGCUCAACGAGACGCACAUCACCACCAGUCAACAGACGCUCAACGAGACGCACAUCACCGCCAGUCAACAGACGCCCAACGAGACGCAUACCACCGCCAGUCAACAGACGCUCAACGAGGCACACAGCACCACCAGUCAACAGACGCUCAGCGAGACGCACAGCACCACCAGUCAACAGACGCUCAACGAGACGCACUACACCACCAGUCAACAAACGCUCAACGAGGCACACAUCACCGCCAGUCAACAGACGCUCAACGAGGCGCACAUCACCGCCAGUCAACAGACGCUCAACGAGACGCACAUCACCGCCAGUCAACAUACGCUCAACGAGACACACAUCACCGCCAGUCAACAUAGGUUCAACGAGACGCACACCACCACCAGUCAACAGACGCUCAACGAGACGCACAUCACCACCAGUCAACAGACGCUCAACGAGACGCACAUCACCACCAGUCAACAGACGCUCAACGAGACGCACAUCACCGCCAGUCAACAGACGCCCAACGAGACGCAUACCACCGCCAGUCAACAGACGCUCAACGAGGCACACAGCACCACCAGUCAACAGACGCUCAGCGAGACGCACAGCACCACCAGUCAACAGACGCUCAACGAGACGCACUACACCACCAGUCAACAAACGCUCAACGAGGCACACAUCACCGCCAGUCAACAGACGCUCAACGAGACGCACAUUACCGCCAGUCAACAGUCACCGCCAGUCAACAUACUCUCAUCGAAACGCACAUCACCGCCAGUCAACAGACGCUCAACGAGACGCACAUCACCGCCAGUCAACAUACUCUCAACGAGACGCACAUCACCGCCAGUCAACAGACGCUCAACGAGACGCACAUCACCACCAGUCAACAGACGUUUAACGAGACGCACACCACCACCAGUCAACAGACGCUCAGCAAGACGCACAUCACCGCCAGUCAACACACUCUCAACGAGGCACACAUCACCGCCAGUCAACAGACGCUCAACGAGGCACACAGCACCGCCAGUCAACAGACGCUCAACGAGACGCACAUCACCGCCAGUCAACGAUCCAUCACCGCCAGUCAACGAUCACCGCCAUCAACAUACUCUCAACGAGACGCACAUCACCGCCAGUCAACAGACGCUCAACGAGACGCACAUCACCACCAGUCAACAGAUGCUCAACGAGACGCACAGCACCACCAGUCAACAGACGCUCAACGAGACGCACAUCACCACCAGUCUACAGACGUUCAACGAGACGCACAUCACCGCCAGUCAAGAGACGCUCAACGAGACGGACAUCACCGCCAGUCAACAGACGAUCAACGAGACGCACUACACCACCAGUCAACAGACGCUCAACGAGGCACACAUCACCGCCAGUCAAGAGACGCUCAACGAGGCGCACAUCACCGCCAGUCAACAGACGCUCAACGAGGCACACAGCACCACCAGUCAACAGACGCACAGCACCACCAAUCAACAGACGCUCAACGAGACGAAUAAUAAUCGCUGGGAGUGA